Cladophialophora immunda is the source of this 981-nucleotide messenger RNA. RefSeq lists its product as uncharacterized. The transcript is spliced from 2 exons. NCBI's taxonomy places the organism in Eukaryota, Fungi, Ascomycota, Eurotiomycetes, Chaetothyriales, Herpotrichiellaceae. The coding region runs from base 54 to 824 and encodes 256 amino acids. Gene Ontology annotation, molecular function: oxidoreductase activity. The record is from RefSeq and is a predicted model, not a curated record.
CCCAGGUAAGGGAACCCAACUUCCACAAACCACCCCAUCAGAGAAAAGUCGAUAUGGGACGUCUAGACGGCAAAGUGGCUCUCGUGACCGGAGCCGGCAGCGGGUUCGGCGAGGCUAUUGCACACGCAUAUGCAGCAGAAGGGGCAAAAGUGCUGAUAGCGGACAUUGCUGUCGCCAAUGGACAGAAGGUGGCCUCUGAGAUUGCAGCCAAAAGUUACACCGGGGAAGCCAUCUUCGUGGAAUUAAACGUCACCAAGCGCAGCGAUUGGGAGAAGGGCCUUGGAUUGGCCAAGGACAAGUUUGGAAAGCUGGACAUUGUGGUCAACAAUGCUGGCACCACCUACAAGAAACAGCCGAGCAUGGGCGUCUCGGAGGAGGAUUUCGACAGAGUUGUGGCCGUCAACAUUAAGAGCAUAUAUCUGAGUGUUUCGGUCUUGAUGCCGUACUUCGUCGAGAGAAAAAGUGGCGUCUUCCUGAGCACUUCGUCCAUUUCCGGCAUGCGAACUCGACCAGGGCAGGUCUUUUACGGCGGCACCAAGGGAUUUGUCAACACGAUCACCCAAGGGCUUGCUGCCGAGUAUGGGCCAGAUGGAGUGCGCGUGAACUCAAUCUGUCCGCUCAGAGGCGCCACAGGCCUGCUAGAACUAUUUAGCGGUGUCCCAGAUACUCCUGAAGAGAGAGAGAGGUUUGCUCAAACCGUUCCGUUGCGGCGUAUGUCGGAACCAAACGACAUCGCCAUGGCUGCGGUUUACCUUGCGAGUGAUGAGGCGGCAUUUGUCACCGGAGUCAAUCUGCCGGUGGAUGGAGGGCGACUGGCUCUGUGACCCAUCGAGGAGCCUUUGGGGAGCUUCCUUCCCCUCGGGGAAAGAGUAGCAUAGCUACAUUCGAGCAAGUUGUGUUGGGAUCGGCGAGCCAAAUAUGCGUUUCGAAACCCACUUGAGUAGUUUAGACCACGGGCGCAUCACCGACACCUACCUGUCC